AUGGCCAGUGGAACGAAGAAGCGACGAAAGUCGCAGUCUCCAGCCCGCGGUACCACUUCAAAGCGCGCACGCGUGGCUUCAUCCGGUACCUCGAAUCGCACCCAACACCACGAACAUGAUUCGCACUCGUCGCGCGCCGGAUCCGUCAAGGACACAUACCUGGCGCAGAAGCAGGGCCGGCCAGUAUCACUACCCACUGGAGACGACUGGGUGUUCCGUGUGAAAGUUAUUUCGUCCGCGACCGACCUGGGGAAUGAUCUGUUCAAGAACGCAGUACAAGGGCUGGUAAGGAUCUGUUUCCCCGAGGGUAUCCUCGAUCAACUGGGACCGCAGGUACUGGAGCAGCAUAUGCGCGAAGAGAAGGCACCUGAACGAAACAUCGAGCGGAUGUCAGAAAUCUUCCAAUCCGAGAUGGAGCAGCGCAUGGCCUCCAUGCUUGCUGAGCAUCUAGACACAGCUGCCAAAAUCGACUCGGUUAUGAGAACUGUGUUGUCUGCCAGCGCCAGAGCUCAUGGAGAUAAACUUGGAGAGGACAUCUUGGGUUAUGUCACCGAUAGCCUACUCAAGCUGAAGGCAAAAGCAUCUGAACACUCGACAGAAUGGUUAGCCUCCGGUGAUGCAGCAGCAACAGAAGAAGAAGAGGAGGGCAGUAGUGAUGGAGGGAGCAGCACCAGCGAUAUCUCUGACAAAGAGCCUACGCCACCGCCAAAGGUGAAGAAACUCAAGAAGCGAGAUAGGAAAUCACGACGCGCGCGCUCGAAGACACCGGAUGACAUCCUAGAAGACGUUGAAGUGGAUAACAACGUACCGGCGACACUGCCUAAGCAACACACAUCGAAUAACAAAGACCGAAAGAUCUCUUCUACGUGGCAAUGGCAUGUUGACACGGCAGAGCUCGCGGACGAAGGCGUGGCCGAGGCCUUUCCACGCACGAGCGACCUGUUUGCGUAUCACGCGUUACCGAUUUCUCAACGCAAGCUUGGAUCCAGUGCAUCAAAGAAAGAGAUCAGAUGUGAGAUGCAGUCGCUCCUCGAUGGGAUGCCCAAAGAGGAGUUUGAGAAGUGGGUCGAGAGUUUGCAAAAGCUACUCGAUGGUGAUCGCGAUAUGUUAAAGCGACAAGAGUCACAAUCUUCUGGUCAUAAGCAGCAGUUGAGUCGCGUAACGCCGGCGCCUAUUGAUACACGGAGACAGGCUAGGAAAAUCACGAAGACGCUGUUAGAUGUUCCAGGUCCAUCGAAACCACGCACGGAUAAGGUUCAAAAGUCUCAUGAGAGAACUGUGGUCAAGGACGAAACUACUGACAGCUCAGAUGAGAUAUCAGAUGAACCAAACGAUGAGAAUAUCGCGGAGGCUACAGCUGCACUCCGUCACCCACUGACCAAGGGACGCGACAUCCCCCCACCUGCGCACACACCACAGACAGCUUUGGUACAGAGUAGUAGAGGCCUUACGAGUCGUGGAGAUGUCGAUGGAUCUUUUGGUAUGCCUGUGUUGGCCUUAUUGUGGGGAUCAGACAACUUGACCGUUGAGGAAUGCGUCAAGGACGGGGCAAAGAUCACAUCUACCAUUAUGAAUCAGCUCGAACGCCGUGUCUCUGUCAAGCGCAUUGCUGUCAGCAGCUUCGGUGGUAUAGGCCAGUUUCGCACGCAAGACGAACUGCGUGAGCACAUAAUGCGUGCCUUCCCAGCGCCUGGAGAACCUGUAAGGUUUCUGCGGAUCAAGAAAGGUAUUGAAGGCAACCUAGUCCCCUGGGUCAUUGCAGAGCCAUCCGCGUUUCCGGAGCUGAAAGGCAUGCCGUUUGUCUUUGCUCAUGUACUUCCAUCUCUACCUAUUACCGUCAACCUACUCUUCGGUACCUUUGAUGCCUUAUCACGAUUGAAAGCAUCCGAGUUGUGGGAGGCUGUAUUACAGGCUCUCCAACGAAGAGGGAUCUCAGAGGCAUCCAUAGGCGCUGUCGAUGUCGACUUCUUACAGCUGGAGAGUCUCACCGACACUAGCAGAUAUCCGUUUGCAAAACGGCGGUCUCUGCUUGAACGCAUUUUACGUCGUGUGAUCUUCCCACACAAAGAGAAAUUCCCGGAGCUGAAAUCUUCAUCGGUUGUCAAGACAUGGGAACAGAUGACCAAUCUGAGCUGGUAG
Molecule: messenger RNA, 2139 nt
Organism: Alternaria novae-zelandiae
Lineage: Eukaryota; Fungi; Ascomycota; Dothideomycetes; Pleosporales; Pleosporaceae
Exons: 6
Coding region: 1-2139 (712 amino acids)
Source: RefSeq, a predicted model, not a curated record